ACAAAGAGUCCUCCAUUGAUCAUUACUAGUCAUACAACAAGAGGUUCAUCGAAGACAGAUUCAUCUACUUUUUGGAGCACAGUUAAUCCACACCAUAACACAACCGCAAUGUCUUGGCAUUCAUCAAGCCAUACCGACAUUCCACCCAAACCAUCCACAAAUGUCACCUCACCCCACAACCACAGCCAUAUCAUUAUAUUGUCCACCACAAAGCCCAAAAACGGAUCUGCAAUGGCCAGUUCCAGCUAUGAUGGAGUUCCAGGCUGGGGUAUCGCCCUGCUGGUGCUGGCCUCUGUGAUCCUGCUUCUCCUCCUCAUAUUCUUCAUCCUCGCGCUCUGGCACUGGUGCUGUCACCGGGAGGAGACUGGCCUCAUAAAUGUGACUGGAAGCCCAAAACCCUACGACAGAGAGCCCAGCGCCCCUGAAUUUCUAACAAUGGAUCCCUAUCAAAAGAUCUACCCGGAGGAUUUCGAUAAACCCAAGAAAAACCGAACUGGGAUGUAUGUAGUCAACCCCUGACCACAUGCUUGCUGACUCAAGUUGUUGAAGAUCAAACAGAGCACACAGGCACUUCAGUCUCGCCUGAAUGAAGGGGGGGGGGGGGGACAGGCUGCACUAACCAUCGCCGCCAGACGGACCGAGACUCCAGAUCCUAUCGUUCUCCAGUCUUAUUGUUCUCUUUGUCUUGUCGAGAAUGAUGCACUUGGUGCUGAACUUGACCGUGCGUUGGCUGCACGUGAUUGUACUCUCACCCGCUGGCUAAGCCUUUCCUAAUGACGUUUGGUGACAACAAACACAUGCCUUCAAUUCUCCAUGAUUCAUGAUGACGCCUCCAGGAAUGGUCUUGGACAUGGAAGACCAGGAGCUGCUGGAUUCAGCUCCUGUCUGAGGACUAAA
This is a messenger RNA of Paramormyrops kingsleyae, 897 nucleotides long. NCBI's taxonomy places the organism in Eukaryota, Metazoa, Chordata, Actinopteri, Osteoglossiformes, Mormyridae. The record is from RefSeq and is a predicted model, not a curated record.